This is a messenger RNA of Gavialis gangeticus (Gharial), 4331 nucleotides long. It is a transcript of the gene CD247, whose product is annotated as CD247 molecule. Gene Ontology annotation, cellular component: membrane. The record is from RefSeq and is a predicted model, not a curated record. The transcript is spliced from 8 exons. Gene Ontology annotation, molecular function: transmembrane signaling receptor activity. Gene Ontology annotation, biological process: cell surface receptor signaling pathway. NCBI's taxonomy places the organism in Eukaryota, Metazoa, Chordata, Crocodylia, Gavialidae. The coding region runs from base 112 to 612 and encodes 166 amino acids.
UGUGGAGGCAGCCAGAAGAACAAAGCCAGUAGAGGUGCCUUUUCUCCUCAUCGUCCCACUAGCUGCUAAAUCGUGGCCUCUGGCCCCCCAACACAAUCCAGGGGGAGCAAGAUGAAGUGGAAAGGGAUUGUUAUCUCCGCCAUCCUGCAGGCACAGCUCCCAAUUACAGACGCAGCAGCCCUGGGACUGACAGACCCACGCCUGUGCUACAUACUGGAUGGGCUUCUCUUCAUUUAUGCGAUCAUUAUUACAGCCCUUUUUGUGAAAGCUAAGUUCACCAGGACCCCUGAAUCACAAGGGCUGCCAGGCCAGGGUGAUGUGUACAAUAAAUUGUCUCAUGCACGCAGAGAUGAAUAUGAUGUUCUGGGGGCUAAGCGAGGUGGUGACCCUGAGCUAGGAGGGAAAAAUCAGCAACGAAGAAAGAAUCCUCAUGACCCUCUCUACACGUCUCUGCAGAAGGACAAGAUGGGCGAGGCAUACAGCGAGAUUGGGAAGAAGGGAGAGCCCCAGAGGCGGCGAGGCAAAGGGAAUGAUGGCCUUUACCAGGGACUCAGCGCAGCAACCAAGGACACAUAUGAUGCCCUCCAGAUGCAGCCAUUGCCUCCCCGCUAACAUGGACUUGUGCAGUAGAUGGGCAAGACUGAGGGAAGCCCACACACUUUGGGGGAGGAGAGAAGGGAAACUCCAGGAAUCCAAACAAGAUGAUUCUGCCAACCCCGGUUUUUCACAGUGCAGGAAACUCCUUUUAGUCAUUACACAGCAAGGAAAUAACUUCAUCAUUUGGAGAUUCCCCUUCUCCCUUCCCCCCUCCCAGUCUGCAACAGCAAGCUUCAGCUUUUCAACAUAUAGAUCUGUAAAACUAUUCCCCAUGACAGUGGUUGUUUCACAGGCUAAAUUUUGUAAGAGUAUUUGUAGCUAGAGCAAGGGAUUAGAGCAGAGUAUGUAGGGGCCCCGAGGGCCCUGGCCCCCCUCUGCUAUCACCUGAAAUGCAUAAAACUUUCCACAUGUCCAUCAUCUUGGGGCCCCACCCACACCAAAAAUAAAAAUCAGCACUUAUGGACUAGAGCCUGGGAUUCCUGGGCUCUUCCCCUGCCUUGGACUAGACUUAGGUUCCCCAAGUGUUUAAAAAACCCAAAACAAAACAUGUUACCUACCUCACAGGGGUGUUGUGAAGCCUCCAUUAUGGUGUAAAGCUCUUAGGGGUCCUCCCAUGGAAGGCACUAUAGUUGUGGCCACUGUUUCUACUGUGAUCUGCACUAAAGUAACUACAACUGUCCAGCUAACUUAUCUUCCGCUGUAAAUUCAGCUUUACAUUUCUUUAACUGCAAAGAACUGGAAAAAAACUGUCAAGUUCUUAUAGUGCGACAAAUGCUAAAAGCAUGCUCUGCUUUUCAGUCAGAAAAAACGCAGCACUGGCUGCAACAGGGGCUCAAGAAAUAACAUCCGGCACGACUAGCUCCUGCAGCACAUGAGCUGUAUCCAGGAAUACGGAUGACAAUAAAUGAAAGCUAGGUAACCUUUAGCAGAGAGGUUUCUUCCUGCAGCAGGACCGGUGCAGCAUAUUAAGUGAACCAUCCCUAUUCAUUAGGAUGCGAGCUGGGACAUUGCACACCAGUAACGCUUGACAAUGAGAUGAUGCUGGGAAAAUUGGGAUUAAAUUACAGGAUGCCUUAAGAUUGGUUGAAGAUCCACAGUUUGACCUUUUCUGCUGACAUGCUUCAGUGCUGUAUUUUGUACGUGAUAAAAACAAAGCAAAACUUACUUGCUGGGAAAGGAAAUGUAGAGAAGCCAAAGAAAUGUACAUUUAAAAAAAAAAUCUCUUUGGGAUCUUUUCCAAGGUGAGCACAAAGGCAUUGGUGCUCAGCAACAGAAAGGAUCUCUGGUGAGCUAAUAAAGCUGAUGGGGAAGCCACGCGUGUGUAAUUGUGUCUAACUGGGCUGGCUGAUUCUGAGGCACGGUCUCACUGGUGCUGGAAAGCAAGCGCUUGCAUCCAUUCUAGUUUACCUUUGCACUCAGGGAACAAGACAGGCUGCCAGCUAUUUUAAGUGAGAAAAGGCUGGACAGCGCAGGGGUGGGGAGCAAAAGCUCCGAGCUGAGAACCAGCAGGCAGGAGUGGCAGUCACACACAUUUAAAAACCACAAACAAGCGCAUACAUGUUAAAACACUUGGAAAAUGGUUUAAUGAUGUUUACAACAGAAAUGAACUGUACAGUUACAGUAAGUUUAAUAUAUAUAAAAAAUUACAGCAGACAAAUGCAUCUACACAAAAUCUACCAUUUCAUCCUGAUUUACUGUAAUCUACACAAUCUCUCAAUGCCUACAGUCACCUGCAGGCAGCCACUGGGAAAAAAUAAUAAAGGGCAUCUUUAAAGAGACAGCAUCCUCCCCCAGGAGACAUCAGCCAAGCUUCAGAAUCAUUGGGUCUUUUACACUUCAGACUCAAGACAAGAGAAAAAUGCUUUUUCUUUAGGCGCAAGUACCCCAGUCCCACCCCGGGUUCAGGGAUCUCGCUGACCCUGAGGGGACACGUAAAGUAAGUGAGAGGAGGGGAGGAAAAGAAAAACAGCUCAACCAAACAGUCAUGCAAAGCAAACCCAAGCAGUUAACAUUUGAACUACAAUGUCUAUUUUUCAGAAGCCAAGCAUCAAGACUCCCGACAGGACACUCAGUAUUCACAGAUCAUCACUCAGAGGAAACCAUUGGCUGGAGUCAGCAGGAAUCCCAGUUUUCCCCAGAGACCAACAGAGUUUAAAAACUAGCAUGCACUCAAGGUUCUUCUUAAAUAAAUUGUGGGCCUCUCCGGCCCCUUCCUUAAACAGCAGGAAAACGCUCUAGGACCCAGUUACAUAGAGAGGAAACGUGGGCCUUUAGGGAGAAAAAACAAAGAAAGACACAAGGGUGCUGUCUCUUUAAAAAAGAAAGAAGGAACCCCAGUUGGGUGCGGCGCUCAGUGAAAAUGCCAUCUGAAUCGGUGGAAGUUUGUCAUGGAAUAUUAUGUACACGUAGAAACUCUCUUUAAUUAUGAACACCUAGGCAGUGAGAACUGUUAUGUUAAUACAUACAUAGACACACCCAAAACAUACAAAAAUACUAUUAUUUCAAACUACUAAGAAUAGGACAGUUCAGUUAUCUCCAUGCUAUGACUUUAAGAGCAUUACACUGAAACAAACAAGAAUUUAAACGACAAUUUUUUAAUAUCCCAGAAAUAUACCAAAAUAUACAUCUAAGCUUUGGAAUUACUGAGGUUAGACUAAUGCAAGUGCUGGGUAAUCGUACUUAAUACACAAGUCUAAGGUUCUGCAGGAAAGAAAUUAUCUUUGGUAUCUGCAUCAGGCUAAUAAUAUUAACAUUUGGAUUUUGCUUUGGGAUAGAGCUUGUAUGACCCUAGAACCAAACACCCCCCAAUCAACUGAGAUUAAAAAGAUCCAUGUAAAAAGUUCCUCCAUUUGCAAUCCCCCCCCCAAGUUAAAAAGUCACAGGCAUCUACCUAGCAUAAAAGGUUGAGAAAUACAAUGCAUAGUUGCACAGUGGUGCUGCAAAAAUAAAAUGAAAUAUAUAGAAAAAAGGAACUAGAGGAGAAAUGAAAAGCUUUUUCUUCUGCUUUCAGGGAUUUCUCAUAACAGGACAGCCUCUUCCAAGCAGUUACGGGGAGGAGGGGAGGGGGGGAAGCUCAGAAGUGCACCUCAGCGUGUAUUAAUCAACAUCACCCAGCCCCCAAAGGGUUAAAGCACCCAUCAGAGCAGCCAAUCAUGCACCAAAGUCUUCAGCUUCUCAACCAAUCUGUGGAGUCCUGCCAGCUGCAUCGCUCUCCCCAGCGGCUGCACCCUGGGGUUGGGCCAGUUUCAAGAGCAAGUGUCUUCCAGAGCUAAUUGGUGCCGGUGGGGUAGAAGUCACCUGGCACAGGUGGAGCCUGCUUGGUCAGGGAAGCAGCCACAGGGCACUGAAGCAGGAAGUCCGUCCUGCCAGGAUGGCAGCCUGCCGAGACCCCCCCACCAGGGCUGGCUCACAGAUGGAGUUGGUGCUGAAGACGCCCCUUUGUCUUUGGUUUGUUUGUUUGUUUUGAGUUUAUACAAUCAUUAGGAAAUCUUUGGUUUUGGCUGGAAAUUUUUAAAAGAACAAAACAAAACAAAGAAACCGCCCCCCCGGCUUAUAGCAGCCACCGUGACCUGGCAAAGCUUCUCUCUCCCAUGGGGGUGGGGAACUACAUUCAAAGUAAGAUGGAAGGGAUCAAAGGGGCAGCUUCUGGUCAGCCUGGGGGACACAGGAUUGUCAAAUAAUAAAGACAAACGUAAAGAUUUGGAGCGUCUUCUCUUUUUGGUCAUGUUGAAAAA